Phytophthora sojae is the source of this 2712-nucleotide messenger RNA. RefSeq lists its product as hypothetical. Lineage: Eukaryota; Oomycota; Peronosporomycetes; Peronosporales; Peronosporaceae. Bases 1 to 2712 code for a protein of 903 amino acids. Gene Ontology annotation, molecular function: catalytic activity. The transcript is spliced from 8 exons. Gene Ontology annotation, cellular component: cytosol. The record is from RefSeq and is a predicted model, not a curated record. Gene Ontology annotation, biological process: trehalose biosynthetic process.
AUGAUCGAGUCGCAGAACACGCUGUCGCACUGCGAGAUCUCGGAGCGCGCCACCAUCAAGUUCGUGGGGCGCGUGGCCGACGUGGCCGUGCCCCUCGAGGAACAGCACGAGGUGGAGCUGCUGCUGCGCGAGCUCAACUGCUUCCCGGUCUUCCUGGAGCAGGAGGAGGCCAAGCUCUACUACGAGGACUACUGCAAGCAGACGCUCUGGCCCACGUUCCACAACGUCGUGGACGUCUACAGCCCCGUGGACGUGGUGCUGGACGUGGACGCGCAGCAGCAGCAGACCCCCGCGGCCCAGUUCUGGAACCCGGGCUGGCAGAAGGUGGCGUGGCAGGCCUACGCCAACGUCAACCAGUUGUUCGCGCACAAGAUCUGCGAGGUCUACGAGCCCGGGGACGUCGUCUGGGUGCAGGACUAUCAUUUGCUGCUCACGCCCAGCUACAUCGUGCGCAAGAUGCGCGCGGCCAACGUGGGGCUCUUCCUGCACGUGCCCUUCCCGUCCUCCGAGGUCUUCCGGACGCUGUCCAUGAGGAAGGAGCUGCUGAGGGGCAUGCUCAAUGCGGACCACAUCGGCUUCCACCUGUUCGAGUACGCGCGCCACUUCAUGUCGGCGUGUCGACGCAUUCUGGGACUAAGUUAUGAGCCCAUUCUGAGGGGCCAGUUGGGUAUUGACUAUGGGGGACGGCGCGUGGCUGUCACGUGCAGCCACAUGGCCAUUGAUGCGCAGAGGAUCGAGGAGACGCUGGUGAGUGAGGACGUCCGCGAGAUGGUAGUCAAGCUGCGCCAGAAGUACAGGGACAAGAAGAUCUUCGCUGGAUGCGACACUAUUGAACGCUUGAAGGGCAUUCCGUCCAAGAUGCUGGCGUUCGACGGGUUUCUGUCGAGGUGCCCGGACUUCAUUGGCAAGGCUGUGCUGGUGCAGAAGGGCAUUCACAGACGUGGAAGGGUGACGGACUAUCUGCAGAGCAAGAAGGAGAUCGAGCUGGUGGUGCAGGCCAUCAACAACAAGUACCGUGAUGUUGCAAAGGGGGACGUGGUGGACUACGAGGAGGUGGACGAGUUCCCCUACAAAGAGCGGGUGGCGUUGUGGCGUGUUGCCGACGUGCAGAUCACGACUGUACUAAGGGACGGGCUCAACACGACGCCCUUCGAGUAUAUUGCCACACACAAGACCUCGCCUGGUGUGCUGAUUAUGAGCGAAUUCUCCGGCAGUAGCAGAUUGCUGAGUGGUGCACUAACGGUGAACCCCUGGGAGUUAGACCAAGUCAUCGACGCACUCCGGGACGCUGUAUACAUGCCAGCCAAUGAGCGCGAGCAUCGGCGCAAUUGCGACUUCCAGUUCGUCUCUGCCAACCCUCCUCGACGCUGGGCCAAGUGCGUGCUCACGGAUAUUGUGAAUGCACGAAAAAAGGAGGAGUCGUUUGUCUACAUGGGCACAGGCUUCGGUCUGGACUUUCGUCUGAUGGAAGUUAGCGCUCACUUCCGGAAACUAACGGAGCAAGAGAUAUCACCAGGGUACCGAACCAGUACGAACCGCGCAAUUUUCUUGGAUUAUUAUCGAACGCUAGCUCCCGACGUGUCGAAGGUGAUGGGGGUGCGGUGGCCUGACGUACCUUUGAGUGCAUUGGCUACGCUGGAGCAGUUGUGCAAGGACCCUCGCAAUACUGUUUUCAUCGUAAGUGGCUGCAAUUGCGACCUCCUUACGCAGAAGUUUGGUGGCGUGCCAGGCUUGGGCCUUGUUGCAGAACACGGGUACUUCAUCCGACGUGCGGUUCUAGGCAACGCUGCUCGCAUUGGGCGUCCGUGGGAACGGCACGGUGAUAUUUUGCAGAUAGAGGGAGGCCAUCAGCAGUGGCGCGUCAAGGCCGAGAAGAUCAUCCAGCUCUAUGUUGAUCGAACGAAUGGAUCGACGCUGGAACUGCGAAGGAGUGCCGUACUGUUCCGCUACGGCAAAUCCGAUUUUGAUUUUGGCGCACUACAGGCAGCUGAGCUGAAGGAGCACUUGGAGGGCGUAUUUGAGGGCUGGCCGUUGAACAUCAUUCAAGGCAAAGACUACAUCGAAGUGCGGCCCGAGGGGGUUGGCAAGGGCAAGAUCGUCAGCCACUUGCUGAACAAAAUGCGCGUCGACGGCAAUCCAGCGGAUUUUGUUCUCUGCAUUGGGGACGAUGUGGCCGACGAGCUGAUGUUUGAUGAACUCAAGAAAAUGGUAGCACAUGAAGAACUCCCAAAAGACAAAGUAUUUACCUGCACUGUAGGGCAGAAACCCUCCAAGGCUGAAUUCUUUGUCGACGACUAUACUGACGUCAUUGCGCUGCUAAAGUCCAUGAAAGUAAUGGCUACGAAGUCCAACCGCAACUACUCGCUCUCGGAUAUGCAGUCUUUUGUGCGAGACACACGCCCGUUCCUCUCGUCCUCCUCGCACGGCAACGCUGGAGUAUCAAGGAGUGCGACGUCAGACUCAGUGAUCCGAAAGUCAUCAAGCCGCCAUGGACUCCACAAUCAUCUGACGCCUGUGAUCGAAGAUCAAAUCAUCCCAACAGACUGGCUCAAUCGUCUCCAGCAACUGGGCGUAGUCGCGAUCUUGGUUGGCAUUCUUCGCUGGCGCAGCGGCGUGAAGAAUCCUCACGAAAAGAAGCUGCUGAUGUAUCUGGUGGCAUCGCUGGGCAUCGCGUGGUCUAUCCAGCGCGUGCGGUCAAAGUCGAACAAGUAA